AGUCAAGGACGCUCUGAUCAAAUGGGAGGAGAAGUCAGGAGAGAAGGCGAGCAACCAGACUCAUGUCAAGCUUUAUGGUCAAAUCCCUCCCAUAGAAAGGAUGGACGCCUCACUCUCCACACUCAUCAACUGCGAGACGUUGUCCCUGUCCACCAAUAGUAUUAAGAAAAUUAGUAAUCUCCACGGCCUCAAGAACCUGAAGGUUUUAUCUCUGGGUAGGAACUGCAUCACAGAGCUGAGUGGCCUGGAGGCAGUGCGGGACACACUGGAGGAGUUGUGGAUUUCGUACAACUCUAUAGAGAAGCUGGACGGAAUACAGAAUAUGAAGAAAUUAAGGGUUCUGUUCAUGUCCAACAACCUGGUCAAAGACUGGGGAGAGUUCUCCAAGAUGGCUGACCUGCCCAGCCUCUCUGACCUGGUCUUUGUUGGGAAUCCUCUGGAGGAGAAGCACACAGCUGAAGGAACAUGGAGGGAGGAGGUCUCAAAGAGGCUCCCCAAUUUAACCAAGCUCGAUGGAAUGUACUACUGUCUCCAAAAAUCGCCAACCUAG
Molecule: messenger RNA, 550 nt
Organism: Synchiropus splendidus (mandarinfish)
Lineage: Eukaryota; Metazoa; Chordata; Actinopteri; Syngnathiformes; Callionymidae
Product: dynein axonemal light chain 1-like
Exons: 7
Coding region: 101-550 (149 amino acids)
Cellular component (GO): cytoplasm
Molecular function (GO): protein kinase binding
Source: RefSeq, a predicted model, not a curated record